GAAUGUGUUUCGAUGUUUUCCAAAAUUGUAUAUUCCGUCUGAAAUAAUGCUCAAAUAUUGCUGAAUUUUUACUCAUAACCCACCAGGAACUGAUGCUAUAUAUCCAAAAUUCCCAAGAUUAACGUUCUUGGUGUGAGAGUGUGGCUAUGGGCUUGAAAAUCUUGCUAAGCAUCGUUUGGUUAUCAGUUUGUGGGUUACCGCGGUUUGGAGAUUGUGUACCAAAAUGGGAAAAAACUGAUCAGAACAAUAAGCCUUAUAAUGGUCAAAAAGUGUACGCCGACCGAGAUUCUUCAUUUACUUUUGAUUGGCGGUUUGAUAAUAAUGGCUACAGUCGACAGUAUACAAAAUGGGAGUUUUCUCGAAGUGGUAUAAGUGGUUCAAAGGUUGUUGCUACCAAACAAGGAGGAGAAACUCCUGUAGAAUUUUCACCUUACAAAGAUAGACUGAUCUUUGGAAAUGGGGCCUCUCUAGAAAUCAAAAAACUUAAGUAUCCAGAUGACGAAGGAAGAUAUGAAUGUGAUCUGACUUUUUCAUCUGGUGGAAGUGGUGCUAGUUUAGAUGAUGUUGCAGAGCUAAUAGUUGUGGUUCCACCAAUAAUCACAGGCAAGAUUUCUGGUUCAACUUUGACAAUAUCGGAGCAAGAAACAAKAACAUUGAAAUGUUCAGCUAGUGGUAAUCCCAAACCAAGAAUCAUAUGGAAAAGAGAGAAUCUAGAGACCAAAGCCAUUACUACUGUAAUGGAUAGUUAUAAUCACUAUGGAUACAAUAUUACAUAUGCUCAGAGGAAAGAUAUAGGGUUGUAUACUUGUGAAGCUAUUAUUUCAGUAAAUGGAGGCAAAAUAUUCCACAAAGCAUCUUAUUCACUGACUGUUUAUGUUAAAUACAAACCUGAAGUAACCUACCUUACAGGAAACAGAACGCUCACUGAAGGAAGUAAUGUAGAACUUGAAUGUAAAGCAAAAGGUGACCCACAAGUUAUAGGCUAUCACUGGUAUAGAAGCAGUUUUCACUCUUCCUCAAAACUUUCAAGUGGAGGAAAAUAUACCAUCACUACUGAAUCAAAUUUUGAAAAAUCAAACUUGGUGAUUAAGAAUCUGGAUAAAAGUGAUGCAGAUUGGUAUUAUUGUGGUGCUGAAAAUUCGCUUGGUAUUGGCAAUGCAUCAGAGACUUAUGUCACUGCACGAUUUGCCCCAACAAAAGUGGAAAUAACAUACAUACCCAAACAAGCUGUCAAUCUCAGUCAGGCAGUCACCUUAAAGUGCAUAUCAGAUGGAGUACCUAACCCUUCCUUUACAUGGAAGUUUAAAGGAAAUGAACUGGACUCAAAUCUGCAAGUAAAAGAUGGGAACAACAAUGAAUUUGUAAAGAUUGCCAAAAUGACGAGAGAAUUGGCAGGAGAAUAUACAUGCAAGGCAUCAAAUCCAGAAGGGGAUAGCUCUACUAAAGGCAUCUUGAAUGUCAAUUACAAACCAACAAAAGCUUAUUUUGAAACAGGACUUCCCAACCUUGGAUUAUUACUUAACUCACAAUCCAGUCUAAGAUGUGAAUCAGAUGGUUAUCCCAAACCUCAGUAUAUCAUAAAGAAAUUCCAAGGGAAUACAUUAAUACAGACAUUCAAAGACAAAGACCGUAUUGAAUUCCAAUCUGUAAAGUUAGAUGAUGAAAAGUUUGAAUACACUUGCACUCCUUUUAACUUCCUUGGUCAAGGGCCAGAAACGGCGAAAGUCAAAGUAACUGUUAUUGUUCGUCCAAGCUUCAUUGUGGGWCUUAAACCAAGUGAUAARCUUACAAAAACAGAGAAUGAUACCCAGAACUAUACUUGCAUUGUUGAUGCUAAACCAUUUGCCACCAUAAGAUGGUUUGUCAAUAAUGAGAAUGUAACUGAUGAUACACCAAAACUUGGUACACCUGUGAUGUUCUUUAAAGCUAGCCAAGAUAAUCCUGGACARUCAAGGACAGAAAGUACAUUGUAUAUAAAGUCUUUAUCUUGGAGGCAAGAUGGAAAUAUAUCUUGUGUUGCAUCAAAUGGUGCUGAUCCUGUGAAAACGCAUACAUUUUUGGAAGUCAGACAUCSUCCUGUUGUAAAGAAUCCAGAGGAAGUUCCCAACAACAAAACUGUKAAUAAUGGAGAUGAUGUUACAUUUACGUGUUUUGCUGUCGGCAACCCUGCUGUAGAAAGCUAUAAGUGGAAGUUUAAGCAAGAAAUCAUCUCAGGUGCAACGUCUAGGACUUACACCAGAAGAAAUGUUAAUCCUAAUGAUGUAGGGAAAUAUUCUUGUCUUGGUAAAAACUCACUUGGUGAAGGACCAUGGUUCCCCAUUGACUUGUUCAUCAAAACCCGAGCUAGAAUCACAGCUAGCCUUCCAGUGGAGGCGAAUCCAGAUAGCCAUGUUGUUUUGAAAUGUUCAGCCUCCGGAAUCCCAAAGCCUKUUAUCAGGUGGUAUAGAGAAAAUCGAUACCUUGGCAUUGGCGAAAAGCUAAAUCUUUACAAUAUUACAUAUGAAGAUAGAGGGCCUUAUGAAUGCAGAGCUAAGAAUGAAUUGAAUGAAGACAAAGCUAUUGUUAUGCUUUCUAUACGAGUWAAACCCAACAUCACAUCAAAUAAGCCCACUUACACCCAAGUAGCCGGCGUGAUUGGAAACGAUAGUACAUUGCACUGCAAAGUCAUUGCAACGCCUCCUGCAUCCAUUUGGUUUACAAGGGGAAAUGAGAAUACUGAGUUAAAGACAUCAGAUGAAAGAAUCAUAUCUAUCAGUUCAUCAACUUCAGAAAAAUCUUUAAAGUUAAAAGUAAGCAUUAUUGGAGAAGUGUACUAUUGCCAUGCAAGAAAUAUCAUGGGUUCAGCUAAGCAAAAGUACACCAUCAGAGCAGUAGGUAAACCAGACCCACCAACCGAUCUAAAACUAUACACCAUCAAGACAGCGUCUAAGCGUACUGUUGAUGUCAAUGUUACGUGGGUUGCUGGAUACAAUGGCGGCUACUCUCAGUUUUUCACCAUUCUCUACCGGCUAUUUACUGCAAAUAGUUUUUCCACAAUAGUACUUGAAACUCCUGAUGCUACGAACUUUGUGAUGAAGGAUCUUAAGCCUUCAACUAAGUAUGUUUUCCAACUCACUGCCAGAAAUAAAAGAGGUCAAAGUGAUCAAUCGGUUAUGAARGUCUACACCACUCAAGCAUCAGCUCUACCUCCAGCAAGAGGGACAUUGACAAUAAAGAGAAUACAAGGGGGGACAGUAGUCCGYAUAUCAUGGACCGCUCAAAGUAACGUUACUGCCAUAUACAUACAGUACCGUGAGGUCAAAUUGAUGAAGAGGGCUCGUCGAAGUACCGUAAAUUAUGAGUAUGGAAGAUGGAAUAACGUAGAAGGUGCACAAGGACUGUCCAAAGAUAGGGGGAGUUUCGAUGUGGUCAAUCUAGACGCAGAUAAGAUUUAUCAGUUUCGAGUGUUUUUCAAGGUUGGAAAUGAAAUUGGAUUUAAUGAAAAAAUGGCCGUUCUGUCGGAGAUAAUUCAGCCUCUUAUCAAACCUCAAGAAAGAACAGGACUGAAAGAAGAUGAACUGAUUGCUAUUAUUGCAGCUGUUGGUGGAUUUCUUCUCAUCGUCAUUGUAAUUGUCUGCUUGUGCUGCUUCAUGAAACGCAAGAAAGGCUAUGGAGCUGAUUCUGUACAGAUGUCACAGACGGGAAGCGCGCCAAAUCUUUUGUCAAGUGUCUAUGACACUGGCACCCGUGGUACAAAUCGUCGUAGCUACGCAACUUCUGUAGAAGACGAUCCAUUCAUUGAUGCACAUAUCGCCAAUGAACUGAACAAGAAAAGAAGACCAGCAGAGAAUGGAAUCAACCAUGGCUACGCCUCGCAAGAAUCAUUUCCCCGGCAAGAAAUCCUUCUAAAUCCUGGAUCACGCUCAGGUAUACGAACUGGAAUGAGUCAAAGUGUUGGUGAGCUUGGUGGUAGGACGUCAAGUUACUCAUCGACGGGACCGCAACGAGACUUCUCCACACUUCCCCCUUAUCACGAGCCUCCUUCAUUUGAGGAAGCCAUACGACAGUCUGUCAAAAAAACAAAAUACGCUGCCUUAUCAACUGGUGAUCUCACUGAAGAGCCAAGGGUCCGUAAUGGUCGAUCGCGCGGUGCCAGAACAUCAGAUAGCGAUACAAGCGAUUCUGAACCUCCUUUGAAUCGACGACCCAUGUUUAAAGUUAAGCCACCAGUACCUCCUAUUGACAAAAGGUAUAAAUCUGCGCCUUCUAUACCACCGCUUGUCAGCCCCGUUAGACCAGGUCCUCCUCCGAGGGGACCAUCUGCCUCGUUUGCACGUCCACAGAARAAAGUGCCGUUCAAUGAACCUGUCGAUGUGUUUGGUUCUCCUCCAUGGGAAUACAUUGAUCACAACUACCACGCUAAAGCCUCAAAUUCUGGAUGGCCUCCACCAUCUUAUACUGCUGAAGAUCGCGCUGUUAUUCCUGGAAUGGAGGACGAUUAUGAACCUCGUGUCACUAAACGAAGACCAAUUGCUGAUGAUGUCAUGGAAUUACAGGAGCAGCCGAGUUACCAUCGUAACGACCGAUUACCCGACCUUCCUCCGAGUAUGCCCGAGUUUUCCCGAAGUCGGAAUAUGCACAAAGAACCAUUAGGCGAAACUCUUCCCGAACCRCCAUCAUUUCUUCGCGACCUCUCAUACGAGGAGGAUGAACCCGAUGGUCGCUACACAAGGUCGUACACCGAACCUAGAAAUAGGACUAAACAACCAUAUGUGAAUAUCCACGGACAGCUAGUGAGACCGAACUCACCAGGUAGACAACCGACCUACGGAUCCGACCGACAAGAACCCAUUUACGCCAAUGACCCACCCCGACUUGUAGCGGCUGAGCCCGAGGUACCUGUUGAACGCAGAAAUCGACAACCACCUGGCAACAACGAGCACAAACCUGGUUACGUCAGUAGUGGUUUUCUAGUGUAACAUCACAUGACUUCAAUUAAGAGUCACGURGUCGUUACGAAUUUGGCCAGUGACAUUCUCUUUCGUGAAGAGAUCAAUUGCCAAAAUAAUGCAGCAGGACCAUUUAGAAUACAUCUGAUCAAUUCACGAGUUCUCCUUUGAUGCCUGAUUUGAAUGAGAAUUAAGAUUUUGAUCGUAAGUAAACCCUAGUUCRAACUCAUUGUGUUUGUCGACCACAUCAAAAGGAACUCCAAGCUUUCGUUAUUUAAAWGUUAAAAUUACUAUUUCGCGACAAAYACAAACAGGGAAGUAGGAAUAUAGAUUUUGUCCAUUUUAGUGUACUGCUGUUAUUUAACCCGUGCUUUGAACCUGGUCAAAUGAUGACUCCAUGCGAUUGUUCGGACCCAUGGAAACGUUGCACAAAGUUUUAACAACGUUAUUCGUUUUAUGAAGGCUUAUUCAGCAGAUAUUGAUCGAUAACUAAUGUUUAUCCGAUGGAUAACAUCAUUCUUACAACCGCGCAUUUCAUAAACUUGAUUGGCCUCGCCUAGACCAAAAGAAAACUAUUUCUUAAAGUAAAGGGCAGUAAUGUUUUCUUAAAAUAAUUGAUAAAAUAGAUAGAUUGAUUAGAAUUGUACAAUACAUUAAUAAUAGUGUAUAAUAUUGAUAACUGAAUUGAAACCAUCUUCGGAAAACGGCUGAGACUGGWWAAYCCUCCAGAGUACCAAACCCUUCGCCCUUACUGAGCAGCCCUUAGCCCCUGGUUUCCGAGGAUGGACUUGUUUUUAGCGUGUUAGUGUUCGAUGUCUCUCUAUCUUCUAGUCGUUUCGAAUUUUAUAGAUGCUUACAUUCACCAGUAUUAUUAAUAWUAAACUUUCGUGUAUUCAGGAAGUCUGAUUUGUACUAUAGGCUGAGUUCAAACGGUAGACUUGCCAGUAAUGGUCAGACUUGACUUUAUGAGAUUUAUCAUGGUUUGUAAUAGAAAACCGUUUUAGAGCAAAGUCUCCGUUUGAACUGAGCCUCGGUUUAUCUUGACACUUUAUUGACAUUACGUAGAUUGUACAGUAAAUAUGACGUUGCAGUUAUAGUUCAUAAUUACAUAAGUUUUUAGAUAGAAAAAAAUGGUAAAACUGAACUCAAAUUAUGAUCGUCAGUAAUCAGUCUAAUUUAACUUCGAUAGAGCGCCUUAAAAUGUAUGGGAUGUUCUCAAUGGGUAUGUAAAUAUGUACCUUCAAGGCUUAGCUCAAACGUCAAGAUUUUGAUUAGUCAAAUAAAGAAAGUCGACCAAUGAAAAUGUUGACGUUUGACUUUGGAACUGAUGCUGUGAUUCACUUUCGAAUGAUGCGUGAAACGUUGAGAUAAAUCAAAAGUCCGCCUUUCUUAAUAAGCUUAAUAUUUUUGUAAAAGUGUCUUCAAUGUGAAGAAUAAGAAAUCCAGUUUUGCAGUUAUUAUUUUAAAGUGUAUAACGAAUUGAAUUUUCAUCUUAAUACUACAAUAAACUAUAUUUAUCGAUA
Exaiptasia diaphana is the source of this 6451-nucleotide messenger RNA. Its product is annotated as nephrin. Gene Ontology annotation, molecular function: cell adhesion molecule binding. The record is from RefSeq and is a predicted model, not a curated record. The transcript has 21 exons. Lineage: Eukaryota; Metazoa; Cnidaria; Anthozoa; Actiniaria; Aiptasiidae. Gene Ontology annotation, cellular component: cell-cell junction. Bases 147 to 4958 code for a protein of 1603 amino acids. Gene Ontology annotation, biological process: cell-cell adhesion.